This is a messenger RNA of Arabidopsis thaliana (thale cress), 1347 nucleotides long. RefSeq names its product MIZU-KUSSEI-like protein (Protein of unknown function, DUF617). NCBI's taxonomy places the organism in Eukaryota, Viridiplantae, Streptophyta, Magnoliopsida, Brassicales, Brassicaceae. Gene Ontology annotation, biological process: hydrotropism. The transcript has a single exon. The record is from RefSeq and is marked reviewed. Bases 334 to 1092 code for a protein of 252 amino acids.
AACUCGUUUGAUUUGUUUUCACAUGUCGUGAAAUUUACAGCUUUGUUUCCUACUCUCAAAAAUAGAGCAUAGAGCUGGCUGAUCACACUUCAAAUUAAAACCAACAACGUAUAUAAACUAUAACCCAUGUGAACACAAAAAUUUAGACCUUUUUUCAAAACCAUUCCAAUUUCUAACAAAAACAAAAUUAGAAAUCCUAAAAUCUGCAAGGUGUAUGGAAGGCAAAAAAGGCUAACAGGAUUAAAAACAGUUUACAUUAGUUAUUCUCUUUAAAAUAGAAAGAAGAUUUUCGAUAAAAACGUCGUCGUAUCUUCGUCGACGUCUCCGUCUUUAAUGGGGGAGCAAAGGGCAAGCGGUGCUUCCUCCUCCACCGACUCAUAUUCAACUCCUUCGCCGUCUGCGUCACCGUCUCCAUCUCCGGCUCCACGUCAACAUGUCACGUUACUCGAACCAUCUCAUCAACACAAGAAGAAAAGCAAAAAAGUCUUCCGAGUUUUUCGUUCGGUUUUCCGAUCUUUCCCGAUCAUCACACCGGCAGCUUGCAAAAUCCCGGUCCUCCCCGGCGGUAGCUUACCUGACCAGCACCGAAGCGGGUCAAGCGGAUCAAGAGUUACCGGAACCUUAUUCGGAUACCGUAAAGGCCGUGUAAGCCUCUCGAUUCAAGAAAGCCCUAGAUGUUUACCAUCUCUCGUCGUCGAGCUCGCAAUGCAAACAAUGGUGCUACAAAAAGAGCUUAGCGGAGGGAUGGUUAGGAUCGCGUUAGAGACAGAGAAACGAGGUGAUAAAGAGAAGAUCAAGAUCAUGGACGAGCCAUUAUGGACAAUGUUUAGUAACGGUAAGAAAACGGGGUACGGUGUGAAACGUGACGCGACGGAGGAAGACCUCAACGUUAUGGAGCUAUUAAGACCGGUUUCGAUGGGUGCCGGAGUUUUGCCAGGGAACACGGAGUUUGAAGGACCAGACUCGGAGAUGGCUUACAUGAGGGCUUACUUCGAACGAGUCGUUGGGUCUAAAGAUUCAGAGACAUUUUAUAUGUUGAGUCCCGAAGGAAAUAAUGGACCAGAACUUAGUAUCUUCUUCGUAAGAGUAUGAUUUGAUGUAAUAUAUGGUCGGAGAAAUGCGUUCUUGAUCGAUCUCAGUUUGUGGAUUGAUAUGUGAUUAUAUGAUCAUAUUGAUAUGUGUGUAUAUGCGUGGGUCCUUUUGGUGGUGAGGUAUAUGAGGAUGGAUUUGGAGGUAAUAUUGUUCUUUAGGAUGAUUUAUAAAAAAAGUGUUUCAGGUUAAUACAUACAAAUUAAUUCACGUUUGAUUUUUUUUUUUUUCCUUUUUUCAUAUAUCGGCCGGAUUUUU